AUGGCCUCGCACACUGCUUCUCAGAGAUAUCUCAGCACAAGGGGUGGAUCCUACGAUCUGUCCUUUGAAGAUGUCGUCCUCAAGGGUCUCGCCGCCGACGGUGGCCUGUUUAUCCCCGAGGAGAUCCCCUCGCUGCCCGCCGACUGGGCCUCCAAGUGGAAGGACUACACGUUCGAGGAGCUAGCCUACGAAAUCUUCUCGCUCUACGUUUCGUCGACCGAGAUCCCGGCCGCCGACCUGAAGGACCUGAUCAAGCGGAGCUACGCGACGUUCCGGGCAGCAGACCGCACGCCGACAGUGACGCUCGACGAGAAGCGCAACAUCCACCUGCUCGAGCUGUUCCACGGGCCGACGUUCGCGUUCAAGGACGUCGCGCUGCAGUUCUUGGGCAACCUGUUCGAAUACUUCCUCAUCAGGCGGAACAGGGGCAAGGCCGAGGGCGAGAAGGAACACCUUACGGUUAUUGGCGCUACUAGUGGCGAUACCGGCUCCGCUGCUAUCUAUGGCUUGCGCGGCAAGAAGGACGCCUCUGUCUUCAUUAUGCAUCCGAAGGGCAAGGUCAGCCCGAUCCAGGAGGCGCAGAUGACGACGGUGCUGGAUGCCAAUGUGCACAACCUUGCCGUUGACGGCACAUUUGACGACUGCCAGGACUUUGUCAAGGCGCUCUUCGCCGACGAGGAAAUCAACAAGACGCACCGACUGGCAGCGGUCAACUCGAUCAACUGGGCGCGCAUCCUCGCGCAGAUCACGUACUACUUCCACGCGUACUUUUCGCUGGUGCGGUCACCGGCCUUCACGUCGGGCGACCACGUGCGGUUCGUCGUGCCCACGGGCAACUUCGGCGACAUCCUGGCCGGCUACUUUGCGAAGCGCAUGGGCCUGCCGGCCGAGAAGCUCGUCAUCGCCACCAACGAGAACGAUAUCCUCAACCGCUUCUGGCGCUCCGGCUACUACGAGAAGAAGGAGGUGCACGGGCGCGCGGCCGCCGGCGGCCUCAAGCAAGACGGCGCCCAGGCCCACGCCGACGGCGUCAAGGAAACCCUCUCCCCCGCCAUGGACAUCCUGGUCAGCAGCAACUUCGAGCGCCUGCUCUGGUUCCUGGCCUACGAAGUCUACGGCGGCGCCGCGAGCAGCAGCAGCAGCGUGGCGGACAAACGCGCCAUUGCCGGCGAGAAGGUCAAGACGUGGCUGGCCGAGCUCAAGAGCAACGACGGCUUCGGCGUCGAGAGCGCUGUCCUCGCCGCCGCCGCCAAAGACUUCGAGUCCGAGCGCGUGUCUGACGCCCAAACCCUCGAAACCAUCAAGCACGUCUACACGACCACGGCCAGCCAACAAGGCCCCAAAGCCAGUGCGCGCAACGGCACCGCCGGCACCCUCUCCGCGGCGGGCAACUACAUCCUCGACCCGCACAGCGCCGUCGGCUUCGCAGCCGCGCUGCGCAGCGCCGAGCGCGCCCCGGCCCCUGCCCACCAUAUUGCGCUCGCGACGGCGCAUCCGGCCAAGUUCUCGGCGGCGGUCGAGAAGGCGCUCGAGGGGCAGGAGGGGUUCCGGUUUGAGGAUGUUCUGCCCGAGCAGUUUGUCGGGCUGGAGCAGAAGGAGAAGCGCGUUACGACGGUGCAGAAGAGUGAGGGGCUGGCCGGGAUUAGGGAGCUGGUGAUUCGGAGGGUGCGGGAGGAGAAGAAUGCUGCGUAG
Molecule: messenger RNA, 1692 nt
Organism: Aplosporella prunicola CBS 121167
Lineage: Eukaryota; Fungi; Ascomycota; Dothideomycetes; Botryosphaeriales; Aplosporellaceae
Exons: 2
Coding region: 1-1692 (563 amino acids)
Biological process (GO): L-threonine biosynthetic process
Molecular function (GO): threonine synthase activity; pyridoxal phosphate binding
Source: RefSeq, a predicted model, not a curated record